CCCGAAUACAUUCCCGCGUUUCGUCGUGCUGUGCUCCAUGGGUUCUGUUUUUAUGGUUCUGUUCUGUUUAUUCUAUAAAGAAGCUACUGGAAGCUGCGGUCAUAGUUAAUUUCGCAAGGAAAUGUUUGCAGCUUCAUCUGUGUUAUUAUUAUAAAAUAAAAUCAUUUGCACUAAUAUUAAGAAGCAUCGAAUAGUAGCGAUGGAGCCUAAAACAUUUCUUAUUCCCGAUGAAAUGUGCCGGCGAGCCGGUAUUUCCGGUCGCUUUCUAUCUGUAAGCGAAAUCGGCGUUUUUCCAAGUCAACAAGUACGGCCAUCAUCAGUAGAUACACCAUCUUCAUACAAAAGUACAACAGAAGCUAAAAUCUACCACAUUCGAUCAGAAGUUAUCCUCUUUCAUCCUGUUCUCCGGCGAUUGAUAAAUGAAGCCUGUGUUAUUUUUGUCCAACUACAAAAGUCCCUGGUAACACAAUUAAAUAGUCAGGCACUGUUGCAAUUCAGCAUUCAGUAUCGCUGUGUAAUUCGUGCAUGCCUAGAAAACCUCAAAGAAGAAGUAAUGCGCACGAAUGGCGUGGAGAAAGAAGAACUUCAAAACUAUGUUACAAUAUUUUACUCAAUUGAAUGUGUCUGGCAUCUGUGUGAGAUCCUCUACAUCCAAACAAAUGUUAUGAACACAAUUGGAACCAGAUUGCUGGAAUGGGUACGUUUCCAUAUCCCAAAAUAUGAACGCGCUGCAACACGCAUAUUACAAAACUAUGGCACAGGUGUGGAGAGUUUGGAGGAGUACUGGCCGACGGUAAUCGGCUGCUUACUACACGGCCGUGUUGACGAGGUACGUCUAUUACUCAGCAUGCAUACAAACGCGGGUAUGACAUCUUUCCGUGCUGUGGAGGCGUCGCUGAAAGCUAUGCCGACACAUGCGCUGAUUGUCGGUGGCAUGCCCAUCACAGAGUUCAAUCUCCGGCGGAAGCAUUGGCUGGUUGACACACAGUCAAAGAUCGACGCGCAGGUUUUCAACGCUGAGCCACAGCUUUCCUUCAUUAUUCGACUAGUAGUCGGCGAGGAGUUGGCGUGGAAUGAAGUGCGGAAGCACUGUGAAACAUGGUAUGAACUUUUGGCGGCGUGGUUGUUUUACACGGAUCCGACACUGCGCACGUUUGAAUUAUCGCGUUACACUCGGAGGUGCAUGCGCAGGAUGGGCACAACUAUGAAACAAAUUGAUGUGAUUUUACUGGCGGCGAUGGAAACCGAUGUUGAGUUUUUGAAACAAAUUCAGAAUAUGAACGAGAAUGGUUGGUUUAUCACGCAUCUUGUUGAUUUGUUAUAUCAUGCUCAACAGUUAGAUAUUUGGAAGUCACAUGAAACAACGAUAGCACAUCUGCGAGAGUCUUUUAUUCUUGAAUACGGGUCGCUACUGAUGUGUCACAACUCCUUGUGGCAAAUAGGCCUCAAUUAUCUUGAUCACUGCCCUGCACAAGGUGUCUCGGCGAUGGAGUUGCUGCUGCCACGGGUUGCUCGCACUGAAGCCAAAACACAGAAAGCCAUCAGGGAGGCAACGAAGCGAAAAUUGUUUUCUGUUGUUCAAACAUUGGCUAAAAUUCAAUGCAGACAAUGUAUACGCAUGAAUCGCCACGGUAAUGCACUCGUCUGGGCGCUAAAAGCACAAGACGUCGAAUGCAUCUCGCACCUGGUGAAUCACACUCUCCGGCAGAUUAAAGUCAGUUAUGCAUUGCCGCACGAAGAUCUGCUGAGCAAUCUCGGUGCUUGCAUGUUUGCAAGUGAUAGUUUGAUCUUUCUCGCCAAGUAUUACGACUAUCGCCAUCAAAUGGACAAGAAGAAUCAUGUCGAUGCAGCAAAUAUUCUUGUCGGCUUAAUUGGGUCUAAAUUUACUCCGAAAUUUUUCUGGGAUGUGAUGCUAACGGAAACGCUCACUUUGCUUGAGAGUAAAGAAAUCACAAUUGACGCGAAUUCAUCGCUCGUCAUCAUGAAUUAUCUGGAUGAUCGUGCCGAUCAAGUUGAACUGAAGGAUAAACUUAAUAUGAUUCGUAUGGCACUGGCAAGGAAUAUGUCUAGUGUGCUCGCACAACAAAGACGAAUCAUUUAGAACAUUUUGUGCGUGUUCCGUUGUUCUUGGCAUUUAUAUAAGCGAAGCGCAUUAAAAGAUUUUAAGUUUAAA
Molecule: messenger RNA, 2173 nt
Organism: Dalotia coriaria
Lineage: Eukaryota; Metazoa; Arthropoda; Insecta; Coleoptera; Staphylinidae
Gene: Nup75
Product: nuclear pore complex protein Nup75
Exons: 6
Coding region: 200-2101 (633 amino acids)
Biological process (GO): protein import into nucleus; mRNA export from nucleus; positive regulation of DNA-templated transcription
Cellular component (GO): nuclear pore outer ring
Molecular function (GO): structural constituent of nuclear pore
Source: RefSeq, a predicted model, not a curated record